AUGUCAAACGCCACAUCAAAUGACUUAUUUGAUACUCCGUGUGACAACGAUUAUUCACUGGAGAUGACACGAUUUAUCGUCCAAAAGAUUCUAGUGCCUUUUAUUACAUCUAUCGGAUUUGUUGGAAACCUUCUCUGUAUUAUUGUUCUCACUCACAAGUCCAUGGUGUCGUCUACGAAUUGCUAUCUUACCGCGCUAGCUAUUUUUGAUAUUUCCUACCUUAUUCUUAGUUUCACAUUGAGUUUGAAACAUUACGCUGUUGUGAAGAGUUUGGAAGCCUAUACUUACUGGUAUCCAUACGCAAGAACAUUUACAGACAUAUGUAGCAACGUUUCCGUAUGCCUUACUGUCACAUUUUCCUUAGAACGCCUGAUUGCUGUGUGUUAUCCGAUGAAGGGUAGGGUAAUAUGUACGCCACAAAGAGCUAGAUUUAUAACACUCCUAGUUGUGACCUUUGCUGUUAUCAGCACAUUCCCGGAAUUUUUCGAAAUGAAAACGGUAAGAAUCAAGAACAACAAUACUGUAGUACUUAAGAACACGGAGACAGAUUUCGCCAAAACUGAUGCCUACAAAAUCUUUUACUACCACUAUUUGGUGCUAACUUUCACAUUUUUGCCGUUUAUUUUAUUGUCGACCUUUAAUGGUAUUUUGGUGAGAACAGUUUACUCUGCAAUGAGAAUAAGAAAGCGUAUGACUAAUUCAUAUUCCUCAAAUAAACAAAACGCCCGUCGACAAGCGGAACAAAAUAGAAUCACAAUUAUGCUUAUUGGCGUUGUGAUAGUUUUUCUUCUGUGUCAAUCGCCAAACGCUGCAUUGAUACUUUAUUUAACCUACCUUGACUCUAACGAUAUGCUUCUAACAGCUUGCGAAGCAAACAACGUCAAGAUCGCCGGAAACGUCGUAAAUAUGAUGGUACUUAUCAAUGCAUCGAUAAACUUCAUACUUUAUUCAGCUAUGAUUGAAAUGCCGGAAAAGGGUAAAAACAAAAGGAAAAAGAGCAGUGAAGGUGAAACUCCAAGACCAAAAAAGACAAACAAAGAACAAAUUCAGGCGAUAAACUCAAGAGGCUUAUAUAGGAAAAAUACCAUAGACUCUGACUCGAUAAUUGCAGCAAUUUCGAACAAGAGUGGAAUGCAGCCGGGGAUCCCGUACCCUACAGCCAUGUCAACCCCAAUGACAAACCCUGCAAUGCACGGCUUAUAUCCCAGCGGUGUUAAGCAUUCGCAGAUGGGCGCGACAUCGAAAACCGGAACAAGAAGUAAAGCCGGAAAAUCACCAAUGCUGAUAUAG
Mya arenaria is the source of this 1290-nucleotide messenger RNA. Its product is annotated as FMRFamide receptor-like. NCBI's taxonomy places the organism in Eukaryota, Metazoa, Mollusca, Bivalvia, Myida, Myidae. The transcript has 3 exons. The coding region runs from base 1 to 1290 and encodes 429 amino acids. Gene Ontology annotation, cellular component: membrane. The record is from RefSeq and is a predicted model, not a curated record. Gene Ontology annotation, molecular function: G protein-coupled receptor activity. Gene Ontology annotation, biological process: G protein-coupled receptor signaling pathway.